AUGAGCCACCUCAUAAAAAAAGAAGUAGUUGCUGCUAUUGACCAAGUCAGGCUUGAAUUUACACAAACUACAGACUUUUUACAAAACGGGCAGAAAGAGCUCAAAUCGGACAUCGAGUCGACUGAUGCAAAGGUUAAGUCACUUGAGAAACAAAAUACUGACCUGAAAAAAGAUUUGAAUGCUUUGCAAAGACGUCUGGAAUCGAUAGAAAAAGUAUCGCGUAGCCUUAAUGUUGAAAUUCAGGGAGUGCCCGAAAAGAGAAACGAGAAUGUUAUGACGCUCGUAAAGAAUCUGUAUAAUGCAGUGAGCUUACCUACUACAGAUACUGAAAUUAGUACUUGUCGCCGAGUUGCGAAGUUACCUACAACUGCAUCGAGCCGCCCACGUAACAUUUUGCUAUCACUGCCCUCUAUGCGCCACCGUGAUACUCUCCUGUCAGCUGUCAAGCGUUACAACAAAUCAAACCCCGGUAACACAUUAAGUUCUGUGCACUUAGGGAUACAGGGCGACAAAUGUCCUGUCUACGUUUCUGAACACCUAUCACCAGAGUGCAAGGAGCUUUUCGCCUUGUCCAGAGUAGCAGCCCGAGGAAAAUACAGAUACGUAUGGGUUAAAUAUGGAAACAUUUAUGUUAGGAAAGAUGAGAACUCUCCGGCGAUCCACAUUAAAAACAAGGAUUGUCUAUCGAAAAUCAAAUAG
Plodia interpunctella (Indianmeal moth) is the source of this 699-nucleotide messenger RNA. RefSeq lists its product as uncharacterized. Bases 1 to 699 code for a protein of 232 amino acids. The record is from RefSeq and is a predicted model, not a curated record. Lineage: Eukaryota; Metazoa; Arthropoda; Insecta; Lepidoptera; Pyralidae. The transcript has a single exon.